Molecule: messenger RNA, 786 nt
Organism: Hyaloperonospora brassicae
Lineage: Eukaryota; Oomycota; Peronosporomycetes; Peronosporales; Peronosporaceae
Source: the annotation of a GenBank genome assembly
AUGCCUCGUGGUCCACGUAAACAUCUGAAGCGCCUAAGCGCGCCCAAGCACUGGAUGCUCGGCAAGCUCGAUGGCAUUUGGGCGCCGCGUCCGUCGUCGGGGCCGCACAAGCUCCGCGAGUGCAUGCCGCUCAUCAUUAUCCUGCGCAACCGACUCAAGUACGCCCUGACCAAGCAGGAGGUGACGAUGAUUUGCAUGCAAAAGAGCGUCAAAGUGGACGGCAAAGUGCGCGUGGACCCGGACUUCCCCGCUGGCUUUAUGGACGUUGUCGAGCUGCCCAAGACGAACGACCAGUUCCGUCUGCUGUACGACACGAAGGGCCGGUUCGUGCUGCACCGCGUGUCGGACGAGGAGAAGAAGUUCAAGCUUGCCAAGGUCAUUCGCCAGGAGUACACGAAGAAGGCGAUCCCGUACAUUGCAACGAAUGACGGCCGCACGAUCCGGUACCCGGACCCGGUCAUCAAGGUCGGUGACACGGUCAAGAUUGAUUUGGAGACGGGCAAGAUUGCCGACCACAUUAAGUUUGAAGUGGGCAACUUGGUGACGAUCACCCGUGGACGAAACACGGGCCGUGUUGGCAUUUUGCACCACAUUGAGAGGCACCAGGGUUCGUUCAACAUCGCGCACGUGAAGGACUCGGCUGGCAAUGACUUUGCCACUCGUCUUGGCAAUGUGUUUGCCGUCGGCAAGGAGUCCCGUCCGUGGGUGUCUCUGCCGAGGGGCAAGGGAAUCAAGCUCAACAUUCUGGAGGAGCGUGAGCUGAAGGAAAAGCGUGCUAACAACUAG